GCAUCUUUUCUAGGAAGUAAACGCGUCCUAAUUUGAGACGCGGACUUUCCGGCAUUGCUGUAAAAGCUUCCGGCGCUACCUGGCUGUAAAUACUCUGUAUCUGACGCCGUGUCGCCCACGAAGGCGAUCAGGUUUAGAAAUAUCCAGAGGGAUCUUACGGUAACCUACAUCAGCCCGCCAAGAUGGCGAUGCAAGCGGCUAAGAGGGCGAAUAUUCGCCUCCCACCUGAAGUAAAUCGGAUUUUGUAUAUAAGGAAUUUGCCAUACAAAAUCACAGCAGAAGAAAUGUAUGAUAUAUUUGGGAAAUAUGGACCUAUUCGUCAAAUCAGAGUAGGGAAUACACCUGAAACCAGAGGAACAGCCUAUGUGGUCUAUGAGGACAUCUUUGAUGCUAAGAAUGCCUGCGACCACCUAUCAGGAUUCAACGUUUGUAACAGAUACCUUGUGGUUUUGUAUUACAAUGCUAACCGGGCAUUUCAGAAGAUGGACACCAAGAAGAAGGAGGAGCAGCUGAAACUUCUCAAGGAAAAGUAUGGCAUCAACACAGAUCCUCCCAAGUGAAUGACAGCCACGCGUGGUCCUGGUUACCUGUUCUCUUCUCUUCCUUUUUAAUUAGUACUGAAUAUUGUGAUUUCUUAUUUGAGAACUAGAAUGACUUAUGUGAAAGUUUUCUAGCAUUAGAAAAUAUAAUGUUAAUAAACUUGUAGCUUUUUUCUAUAAUGUGUCUUCUGUUAAACUUCUCACUUCUUUUUCCUAAUAUCAGUAGAAAACAAAUGAGGAGAAACACAUGUAGGUUAUAGAUGAGCUAAGGACUGAGGUGCUUGUGCUGGGGACGCUCGGCCUGGGGAGCCUGGCUGUUAGCAGUGUAACCUCAGUGGAGUGCUGUGUUGCUGUGAGCAAGACCUCACCCUACCGCCUAGAGGUCAGUCUUCUACUAGCAGCCUUAGGGUGAAGAUGUAGAACUCUCAGCUCUGCCUGUACCAUGCCAGCCUGGGUGCCAUCAUGAUAAUGGACUGGGCCUCUGAACCUGUAAGCCAGCCCCAGUUAAAUGUUGUCCUUAUAAAACUUGCCUUGGUCAUGAUGUCUGCUCACAGCCUUAAAACCCUUAAAACACUGA
Messenger RNA from Mus musculus (house mouse), 1116 nucleotides. RefSeq names its product splicing factor 3B, subunit 6 (gene Sf3b6). Gene Ontology annotation, molecular function: nucleic acid binding; mRNA binding; RNA binding. Gene Ontology annotation, biological process: mRNA splicing, via spliceosome. Gene Ontology annotation, cellular component: U12-type precatalytic spliceosome; U11/U12 snRNP; U2-type spliceosomal complex. Lineage: Eukaryota; Metazoa; Chordata; Mammalia; Rodentia; Muridae. The transcript is spliced from 4 exons. The record is from RefSeq and is marked provisional. The coding region runs from base 183 to 560 and encodes 125 amino acids.